CAACACACACGGUAUUUGGCCUUCACUUUAUUUUUUUAUGAUUGCAACAUUAAUUUGUUUGUCAAAUGGAAAAAAACAAUGUGAGUGAAGUAAAGUGAUAAAGUAGAAAUAUGGCUAAGUCCAAAAGUUGAUGAGACCUCAAACGUAAAAUAUUAUCGUCUAGUAGUAGUUGGAUUUAGUACCACAAUAAGAAAAUCAAGAUGACCCACGUGGAGAAGAGGAUGGCGCGCCCGGAGAAGGAGACUAUACAUUCUGGGCAUUUCAUGGUGUCGCACUUCGAAGCAGAGGCUCAGGAUGAUUUUGACGAUUUAGCUGUCCCUGUGCCUGAUGAGGAACAAAAUGUUCAGAAAACAUCAGUGGUUGCAACGUACACAGUACCGGGUGCGGUGGAAAAGUUUCAACCGUUUGACAAAGAAGAGAGUAAACAACAUCAACAGCUUUCUAUUGAGAUAUCACUUACAAAAUUGUUCAAAUGCAUGACUUUGGCCUACAGACAAAAACUAACAUCUCCAAAAUGGAAUCGCUUCAAAGGUAUCAAACUCCGCUGGAAGGACAAGAUAAGACUGAACAAUGUCAUAUGGAGAUGCUGGCACAUGCAGUUUAUAAAGAAACAAAAUACGUUAGUGUGCCAGUUCGCGUCACCACUGGACGUUGAUACACAUGUCAAGCCAGAGGCAACCAUUUUGGAAGGAAAGUAUUGGAAACGAAGAGCCGAGGCAGUAAUAGCAGAAUAUAAAAAAUGGCGCAUGUUUCAUAUUAUGAGGCUCUUUGGCAAGGGCGAUACCUCCGUCCAGGAUACGAUAUCGGAUAUGGACACGGUGGAAUCGUUCUCUCAGUGCAGCGACCUGGCAGCCAACAUGCUCACCGACGAGGACUACCUCAGCUUCAUGAGUGACACUCUCUUCUCCACCAUCACCAGCCACCAGCCCUUCGCCUUCCCCGACUGCAGGGAGAUUGCUAGAGGCGCAAGUUUGGCAGAUUUCAUCCAACCAAGCUUAGGUCCGCUACAACCUAACCUGGAUGAUUUUAUGGACACAUUAGAACCGCUGCAAGAUCUACUAUCGACGCCUCGCCUGCCGCCCGUGCCAGAAGAGAGCGCCCUACCCGCAGAGGACCCGCUGUAUCGAGGGAGCUCCCACAUGUCAGUGGACACGUACACGUCCCAAGGAUACAUUGGCGACAGCCAGACCUCCACAGUCACCAUGCCCACGAGCCAGAUGACCAUUCAUGGAACAAGCAACAAUACUCAGAUGAUGACGAUGGCGGGACAGAGCAUUAACCAGUCCAUCAAGAAUGAGCAAAUGAGGCUGUAUGAGGAUGGGAGGAUGUUUAGUCAGGGGGAGAUGGCAAACAAUAUGCUGGGUUCCCAGGAGUUGGUACAGUAUCCAGGAUCGUACGAGCAGCCGCCACAGCAGCCUGAACCCAUGCAAACGGUGUACUCCGGGAAAUUGUCGCGGUUACAGUAUGUGUCGUCACCGAAAAUCGUCUCCCAAUCGGAACCUACCUACACGCAACCUACUAAGUAUAAUGCCGCUAUCCCUCCGUCUCAAACGGCUCCGGAGACAGUGUCCCUGCUGCAGCAGCCGGUGCAGAACUCCAAGUACGCCUCCGCCAUCGUCAUCCAGGGCCGCAGCGCGUACAACCGUGACAAACAGCGCCCCAGGGUCGCGCACUACGCCAGCCAGCUGCCCAACGCACCUUAUCAGGUAUUUAAGUUCAACGCGACGACACAGCAGAAUUAUAAUCAGGGCAUGCAACCAGUUAGUCCCUCCGGUCAGAUCCAGCAAGUGUCUUAUGAGCCCCGGGGCGGACGACAGCAGAUCCAGUACUUGCCAGCGGAGCCCUACAAGCCCAAGACUUCGCCUGCGCACAACACGCGCGCCUUCAAGAUGCCCUCGCCUCCCCUCGCGCCUGCUGCGUCGCAACAGGUGUCAACAGUAGGCGCAUGCGCAAGUAACGUCGCGCGCGGCAAGGAGCAGUUCCGUUCGCACAGCCUGCCCCUGGGCGCGCAACUCAAUGCUGACUGGACGGUGUCGGCGCCCGCGCCGCAGCCCGCCGCCGCGCCCGCCGCUGCGCCGCAGCCCAUGGACACCGCCACUCGGCUCACUGCGAGGCAGGGAGGUCGCGCGGUGCCGGCGCCGCGGGUGCGGUCGCGCUCGUCCAGCGGCGGCGGCGGGGGAGGGGAGCCCGGCGCCCGCCGCCCUCCGCCGCUGUGCAGCGUGGCCUCCGAGCCGGCGCUGCCACAGGCCAGCGUCAUGCUCGCGCAGCUGCUCUCUGCUAAACACUCUCAAAGCUUGUACAAGCUGAACAGCAGUGAGGACGAGCCGACCAGGUCGCCCGUGCGCCGCGCACAACCCUCGCCCAUAGGCAGCGACGUCAUGUCGCCGCACCAGCAGUGUGAUUGUUGGGUGCACCAGCCGCUGUCCCCGCCCGCGUCCCCGGGCUCGCCGGGCGCGGGCCGCGCGUCCCCCGCCGGCUCCCCGCGCGAGCCGCGCCGCACGCACCUGCACGCCGAGCAGAAGCGCCGCUGCAACAUCAAGAACGGCUUCGACGCGCUACAGGCCCUCAUACCGCACCUUAGCAGUAACCCCGCCGCCAAGGUGAGUAAAGCGGCGAUGUUACAAAAAGGAGCGGAGUACAUAAAACAGUUGAAGACGGAGCGGGCUCAGAUUAAGGAAGAGAUGGAGAGUUUGCGGGCGCAGAUCGCGUGUUUAAAUAAUUCUAUAUCCAACUGCCACUCGCUGCUGCCGGCGACGGGCGCGCCCGUGUCCCGUGCCCGCGCCGGCCGCCUGCGGGAGAUGUUCGCGAGGCACGUCGCCAACAGAACCAUGCACAACUGGAAGUAUUGGCUCUUUAGCGUGGUGAGCGCGGCCCUGGUGGAGUCGUUCAGCGCAUGCGUGUCGUGCGCCAGCAGCGCAGACCUGGUGCGGACCACGCUGCUGUGGGCCGAACAGCACUGCUCGCUCGUCGAGAUGCGGCCCGCGGUGCUAAACUCCCUGCGCGUGCUGUGCACGUCGACAGAGAUCCUGACGUCCCCGGAGCGGCUGCCCGAGGAGGCGCGCGCCGCCGUGGCGCCCAGCGCCGGCGUCAAGACCGAGCCCACCUAACACACGCCACCACGCCCCACAGCCCCGCCUCUUUGCCGGUAACUAACCAACCUACAAAAUAACUACACAUCUCACGUUAUGGGUAGUAUACUAACGAGGUGUCUAGUCAUUUCGCACGGGUUAUACACCAGCGGUGUCUGCAAGGUUACGCUAUCGCGCGCGCCGCAAUGACUCGCGGACUUGCGCGGAAUAGCCGUACGCAUUUAUUUACGUAGACAGGAUUCGCUGCGGCUUUUGAUCGAAACCCGCGGUAUUUAUCGCGUCACGCGCGAUAGCAGAACCCGUGCAGUCUGUUCUCGCGUCUCUGACGAUUCGAACAAUUAACGCAUCGUGUGCUGUUUAUGUAAAGAGUACACCAGCGGUACGAUGGUAGCGAGCGCCAUGCCGCGAGUGCAGUAGUGUAGAUAGUAUUUGUACAUAAGUAAUAUGCUCAGAACAGAUAAAUGUUAAAGAUCUCCCAUUUCUGUGCAAAGAAAGCCUUAAGUGUGAUGAUAUGAAAGAAAUCAUAAAAAAAUGACCACUGACAAUUUCGUCACUAAUUUGGCUUAACUAAAGCUUAAUCUUAUACCUUUAUAGAGAAAAAUUAAAAUUAGAAAUGUCAGAGGAUCGAUCCAAAUAAUAUCGACGUCCAAUUUCAGAAAUUCUUUUAAAUAACUUUAAGGACAUGUUUGUAAACACGAAUAUAUUUUUCGUAAUUUUUAUAUGAUUUGUGGUUGCUUUAUCGGAUUUCGACACUCGAUUCUAGGUAUACUUUGUAUAUAUUUUUUCUUUGCAUUUUAUACCGGCAAAGAGGUAGUAAGUACUUUAAUAUUAUUAUCGAGUUAAGAAUGGUGACAACAGCGUUUUAGACUAAAUUUAAAAAUCUUAGACGUGUCUUUAUGAAUUCGAAAAUUUAAGCACAAAAUGUUCUCAUAAUCAUGUGCCUAUUGCUGUAAUGUGAUGUGCGUUGUUUAACAAAAUGAUCGGCCAAUUACGUAAUUUUAUUAUGAAUUGAAAUUUUAAACGUUUUAUAGAUGAAUUAUCAGAAUCAGAUUUCGAAUAACUCCUUAUGAGCAGCUUGUGAACUGCUGGUCAAAGUAAGUUUGACGAUAAUGUUAACGUUUGAGAAUAUGUAAUAUACCGUGUAAAUGUUUGUAUAUAAAUAUAUUGUGCCUGUGGCCUGAACUCGUGCCUUCAACAACGAAAUCUUGGUUAACUGAAAUAGACAGGAGACGAUUAACAAUAUUGUUAAAUGAUUUAACAAUUGUACCAAAGAUAGCUGCGAUCCUGUGUACCACAUGUGUCGUGCCCUGCGCACACGCCCGUCCCGCGACUCGAUGCGAUACCAUUGUAGCCAAUAAGUGGAAAAUAAAAAGAAUUUAUUAAACAUGUCGAGAUUUAACUUAGAAUUACUUGUAAGUAUAUUCACGUAAGUAAUUGUAAGUAAAUAUUUUUAUAUGAUGGUGUGGCGACACAAAUGUUUUUAUAUUACGUGCAUACCUUUUUAUAGCGGCGUUAUGGAUUUGGGUGUUGAGGAGACCUUAUUGAGCUAAUUGUGUUUAUAUUAAUGGAUGUAUUGUAGUGGCUUUGUUGGACCUGAUCACAGCGCCGCUAUAAAACGGUCUGCAGAAACCGGUGCCAACGUAAUUAUUGUUGUAAUUGUUAUGUAGUGAUAUAAUUUUAUGAUGUACCGUUGACUCUGGUAGCACGUUGUCUGUUAGCGGUCCGCCGCGCCCUCGUGAGCUUUAAACGAAUUAUGUGCAAUUGUUGUUCUAUUGAAAAUACAAUUUGGAAUCAAACAA
Molecule: messenger RNA, 4888 nt
Organism: Pectinophora gossypiella (pink bollworm)
Lineage: Eukaryota; Metazoa; Arthropoda; Insecta; Lepidoptera; Gelechiidae
Gene: Mondo
Product: MLX-interacting protein
Exons: 18
Coding region: 201-3107 (968 amino acids)
Biological process (GO): regulation of transcription by RNA polymerase II
Cellular component (GO): nucleus
Molecular function (GO): DNA-binding transcription factor activity, RNA polymerase II-specific; protein dimerization activity; RNA polymerase II cis-regulatory region sequence-specific DNA binding
Source: RefSeq, a predicted model, not a curated record